Messenger RNA from Corylus avellana, 1359 nucleotides. Lineage: Eukaryota; Viridiplantae; Streptophyta; Magnoliopsida; Fagales; Betulaceae. The record is from RefSeq and is a predicted model, not a curated record.
AUGAGAAAUGGUGCAUCCAAUUCAAAGCAUUGUUUGGAUCACAAGAUCUCCGGGAGAUUUUCAAUACCGGGUUUGUUAAGCCCAUUCCGAAGCAAGAAGCCACCUACACUGCAGAUCAGAAAGUCACUCUCAAAAGACCAAAAAAAGAAGGACAAGAAGGCGUUGUAUCUCCAUCAUCAAGGAUUUGAUGAUUCAACGUUUGAGAAGGUUGCUGAAGCGACAACAAGCAAAGCAGCAUGGGAUACCUUCAAUACAAUUUUCAAAGCAAUUGAGGAAUCAAAAGACUUGGAGCUGCUGGGAUCUCUCCGAGUUCAUGAACAACUCAUUCUGAAGAAUGCAAGUGCCACAUUUCUUGAGCAAGCUUUGGAGUCAAAAUUAAAUUUUGACAAACCAAAGGGAGGUCGUGGUCAAUGGAAUUCCCGACGUGGUGGUGCCAACUACUGUGGUCGAGGUCGAGGUCAAGGACACGGUAAUACAAAUGAUCGUGGUCCAUCUCAGGAAAGGAGAAAUUUCUCUGACAGGAAAAAGCAGAAUGUCCAAUGUUACAACUGUGGAAAAUAUGAACAUUAUGCCUCAGAAUGUUCGUACAAGAAUGAUGGUCAUGUCAACCUUGUUCAAGCAUCAAGCAGUGAGAGUAAGAAUUCUACUCUCUUAUUGGCACACAAUGAUUCAAGCGGUCAACAUGAUGUUGGGUACCUUGACUCUGUUGAAGGAAGAGGAAAAGUUCGGAUCUUCCAGAAAAACAGCAAGGAAGAAUUCAUCUCUGAUGUUUACUUUGUCCCAAGUAUGAAGAGCAAUAUCCUAAGUAUUGGCCAGCUUCUCCAAAAAGGAUAUAUUGUACACAUGGAGAAUAAUGUUCUCUCUCUAAGAGAUACAAGUGGAAGGCUCAUUGCGCGUGUUCAAAUGACCAAGAACCAAUGGUGUAUCGUCUACCACAAAUUGAUUCAGCAAACCACAUCUGUGAAGGAUGUGUACUUGUGCCCAACAAAGUGUGUCAAGAACAUGACACAUCAAGAAGCAUGGAGUGGAUACAAACCUAGUGUUGCACACCUUCGAAUUUUUUGGUGUGUUGCAUAUGCUCAAGUUCCUGAAGCAAAAAGAAGGAAGCUUGAUGCUCGAGGUGAAAAGUGUAUUUUUAUUGGCUACAGUGAAGAGUCAAAGGCAUACAAGCUCUAUAACCCACUAACAAAUAAAGUAGUGGUUAGUAGAGAUGUUAUCUUUAGUGAAGAAGAAGCAUGGAAUUUGAGCAGUAAAGAAGCGAACAAAGAAAAUGUUGUCUCAGAUGAAUCUGAAGAGCAAAUGCCAGUUGUGACAUCGUCUACUCCACCAACAUCUCCUCAACCUAUUUCACCCUCUUAA